Exophiala spinifera is the source of this 3204-nucleotide messenger RNA. RefSeq lists its product as uncharacterized. The record is from RefSeq and is a predicted model, not a curated record. The transcript has a single exon. Gene Ontology annotation, cellular component: prospore membrane. Gene Ontology annotation, biological process: ascospore-type prospore membrane formation; protein localization to prospore membrane. The coding region runs from base 1 to 3204 and encodes 1067 amino acids. Lineage: Eukaryota; Fungi; Ascomycota; Eurotiomycetes; Chaetothyriales; Herpotrichiellaceae.
AUGCCUGCGGGCAGCUUGACAACAACUCAAGAUCUCGACGGCCUAGAUCCCGAGUCGUACACGGCCCGUCGCCUUAAGCAUGCCUCUCCUGAACACCUUCACCUCACCUCUCGGAAGUUCUUCAUUGGGCCGAUACCCGAAGGCUGGCUCAAUAGCAACAGGAAAUCAUGGUACAAGCGGAGGUUGGAACUAAGCACCUACUCCUCCAAAAGAGCAAGUUUCCAUGCAUCUGCCGAUACAGGGCCUCAUAAUAGGACUCUGACAGGGCUGGAUGGUCCGUCGACCGCGGCAAGGAUAUCGUUCAGCUUUCCGCAGCCAGAAGACGUCCACGACGAGGCAUCGAGUGCAGGUGAGGAAGCUGGGACAGAGAUCCCAGAAGAGGAGGAAGUCCUUGAAACAGCAAAUCUUGAGCCCGUUGCGACAAAUGAAGUUCCAAUUGGACCUGACAAUGAACCACAGACUCAAAAUAAUAUUGCGUCCUCGAAAGCUAUUCCUGUACCUAUAGACAGAGGCUUAGACGGAACAAGAGAUCAGUCUGGCCACAAGAGUGCCACAUCUCCGGGUCCUACAUCCUUUUCAACCGCGAAGGAGAACAUGUCGGCGAUAUCUGACAGAGACCCAUCCUUGAUAGAUGAACGCCGAUCUAGACACGACACUGACCAGGAGGAGACGGAUGGACAAGGGUCUCUGCGGAUUUCUAGCGUGGGAACGAGUUCUCGGACGCCUCUGAUACAACCGCAAACCGGGAUUCCUGGCUCCCAGUCUCUCCGACAACAUGAGCCCUCACCUUUGAAAGACGAUAUCUCAUAUCAGCUCAAACGCUCCACUACUGGAGUUCGCUUCAAGGUUGCGGAAGGGGUCCAGCAAGGUCGACGUCGGAUCGAGAGCAAGGCAGAGAGAGCGAUAGAUCGUGUUGCCGACCACAGAUUGAGACGCAACACGUUGAAGGAAGGGACCAUCGUCAAGAUGGAGAGAAUGUUGGUUAGAUGUGACAGCACUAUGCAACCGCUCCCGGAAGAUUUCGACGAGAACGAGAGUCAGAAAAUCGAAAUGAGACUCCUUGAGAAGUGGAGAGAGUAUAUGGUUGUGACGAGGAAAAGCAAGAAACAAGAUGCCGAUGACUUCAGAUUGCAACUCUAUAAAACAAGAGUGAUUCCUGAGAUUGACACUGAAUCUACAAAGAAAAAGCCCGCACAUGAGAUUAGAUUGGAUCCCAAAACAACAAGGAUAAAUCUAUAUUCCUCAUUGGACAAGACGGUAGUCAUCUGGCAUGCAUACAAGAAAGGAACACGAAUCUUCGUCAUGAGGCCCAGCUCAACGGCACAUUCAGUGGAGUGGUAUACUUUCCUUCGGGAUGCUUUGGGUUGGCGGAGACCUAAUGUUCUCCACAUCAAUGUGCCUGACCUAGACGUCACCUUGAAGCUGGAGAGACCGUUUGAAGGCCUUGAGAAAGCUGGUGCCGAUGCAACCGAUGAAGAGACUGCGCUCUCUCAGACUGUUGAGGCUGAGAAAGCUGUUGCCGGCACAAUCAUAGCGAAGUGCUUGGAUAUGCUAAAACGUGAUCCCGAAUGGUCCAGCGUACUAAAAGUCUGGAGCGAAUCAGCUCAUAUGGGCCUCGCGUGGAAGAGAUACGACCGACUAGAAUGGGUUUCUGGUGCCAACGAACAAAAAAUGUAUGGCUCUAUGGCGAUGCAACGAUCGCAUGACCUGGAAUUGCGACCAAAACAGCACUAUCCUACCUGUACUCAUGGACGAAAGGGCAAGCUUCACGAAGAGCCCAGCCCGAUCGAAGGCUUUCUUGUACGUCUUACGUCUCAGAAAGGCGUCCAUCAACGAUUCGGCAAAGCAUUUUUCAAACGGCUAUACUUCUCCACCCACGACCAGUUCUUGGUGUUCAACCGACCUGCAAAAGCCACACCACCACAUCCUCCAAGGUUAGCAACAAUUGGAGGUCAGAACAUCCCUUCGUCACAAGAAAUUAUCGACAAAACACCGUUGAUGUUCGAGGUGGAACCGUACAAGUUGAAAGAUGCAGCUGUUUCCUGGCUGGCCUCUAGAGACAGGUUGUCGAUUGAGAGCCAUGACCGAGAUGCUCUGGAGGAGGCCCGGCGCAAUGUCGCAAAUCUUCUUGAGUCUGACGGGUUCGUCAAUUUGUGCUACGUGAAGAAAGUGCGUACCAUCAAGUGGGGCGCUUCCCCAGCUGAUGAUACGCUCGAUAUUGGUUCCGACUCUGAUGUUGAUUUUCACCAGGAGGUUUCAGACACCAGGGCUGAAGACGGCACAACUAAGCAGAUUGAUGACGAUCGUGUCUUUGAAAUUCUCCUCGACAACGGGCUGGUGAUUCGAUUACAAGCAUACUCGAAACAAACCCGGGAUGAAUGGAUCUCGAGGUUGAAGAAGUUGGUCAAGUACUGGAAGUUACGUGUCGCGGCUGAGAUGGACACCUACAAAUCAAUCCGACGAGCCAAUCUAGAAGAGCUUAAUAUCGACGAAGAACUUGAAGCUAUUAUCGGACAGUUUGCGAAGAAGUGGGAAGUUAGCCGAAGUCAGACGAGUCCAGAGCUGUACAACAUGUGCGGUUUCAGUGUAUGCCGGAGUAUCACAAUGGCCGGCCCACUGUACCUGAAAACGAAGCGUCGAGCGGCUUUCCACAGGAGCCAAGUGAUCCUCACCGGUGGCAAGCUUCUGAUAUACCAGGCUUCGUUGAGAAAACGGACAGGUCAAGAGAUUCGCCAUAUCCAUCAAGAGAAGCAACAGGUUGUCGAUCUGAGGGACUGUUAUGUAUACAGUGGCUUGAUUGUGGAAGAUGAUUUAUUGUACCAGAACAAGACGUUUGACGCCAACCAUCCCGGUAUAGCAACUCUCCCUCGGGUCUACCUUGAAGACGGCUGGACCAGCGCCGAUGUGGAUGUGAUGACUUGCUUUGUCGUGUGGCAGAACAGACGCAAAGGCUGGUUCCGAACAGCAGCAGUUGCCCAGGACAACAAGUCGUCCUCGGAUGGACAAGGUGACGGUGGAAGGACUCGAGCUACACUACGCCGAGUGGGCCAGCUCGGUGUGCCUGGUCGAGGAAUGGUGUUUAAGUGUCGAAGUCGGGCCGAGAGGGACAGAUGGGUUCUGAGCGUUUCAUGUGAAAUUGAACGACUUGUUGAGCAAGAGGUUGAAGAGUUGGGAGAUGAAGGGGAGUUUAGGUUUGAUAAGUGA